This is a messenger RNA of Lachnellula hyalina, 984 nucleotides long. RefSeq names its product GTP-binding protein ypt4 (gene ypt4). Lineage: Eukaryota; Fungi; Ascomycota; Leotiomycetes; Helotiales; Lachnaceae. The record is from RefSeq and is a predicted model, not a curated record. Gene Ontology annotation, molecular function: GTP binding; GTPase activity. The transcript is spliced from 4 exons. Bases 1 to 984 code for a protein of 327 amino acids. Gene Ontology annotation, biological process: regulation of endocytosis. Gene Ontology annotation, cellular component: endosome.
AUGGUGCGUCCCAGGCGCUUGAGCGGCGCCAGUGAGGAGAGCGCGGGGACAGCCAGAGACCAGGAAUUAGGAAGCAUGUAUGACUAUCUUGCUAAGAUCAUAUUGCUGGGACCCAGUGGGAGCGGAAAAUCCUGCCUCCUCCAUCGAUUUGUCAAGAACGAAUGGCGAGUCGUAAGCUCGCAGACCAUCGGCGUCGAGUUCGCAAGUAAGAUAAUCAAAGUCGGGACGGGAAACAGGAGGAAAAGGAUAAAACUCCAACUAUGGGAUACAGCAGGCACAGAACGCUUCCGCUCUGUCUCCCGCUCCUACUACCGCGGUGCCGCUGGCGCAAUCCUCGCCUACGACCUCACCUCCCACAGCACCUUCACCUCCCUCCCCUCCUUCAUGAACGACGCGCGCGCCCUCGCAAGUCCAAACCUAACAUGCAUCCUCGUCGGCAAUAAACUCGACAUCGCUGAAAAUGCAAACCUGAUAGACGUUUCCGCUACCACACCUUCAAGUGUUAGCAGCAGGGGCUCCAGUUUCCCCCUUUCCGCUGGCGCGGGAUCAGUAAACUCAAGUACGGGAUUGGGAUUAGGGACACAACUGCGCGCUACUUCAGCGCCGGACGGGAGGGAAGUCAGUGCGGAAGAGGCGUCUAAAUGGGCGAGUUCGAAUAACGUGCCUGUUUCUGUGGAAGUUUCUGCGUUAAGUGGAGAUAAUGUGGAUGAGGUGUUUGGACGGCUAGCAAGGAUGAUUUUGACCAAGAUCGAGCUGGGCGAGAUUGAUCCUGAUGAUCCGAUGAGCGGCAUUCAGUAUGGGGAUGGAGGGUGGGGAGGCGAAGAUGGGGCGAGUGUGAAAAGCGGCAUGACGGUUGAUGAACGGGGUCCUAGGAGGAGAAAGGGGAAGAAGGGGUGGGGGUUUGGCGGAGGAGGCGUGAGGGAGUGGGAAGAGGUGUUUACAUUGAGUGGCGGGACAAGAAGGAGGAGAGGUGGAUGUUGUUGA